GGAGAUGCAGGAGGAGGAGGAGGCCGUAGUACCACCGGCACCGAGCCACGGAGGACCGAGGAAAGCGCGAUCCUUGUGGCGAGCAUCGUGACUUUUUGACAUCGGAUCGAGGUUCGGUUUGGGUCUGAUAGAAGAUCGAGGUUCGUCCGCUUUUAUGCUGCGCCUGCUGCAAUUGCGGAUGCCUCCUGCCUGCUGCAAGUCGCUGAGCAGUGAGCACACGAGUUUCACCACAUUCUUGAUCCAGCGAAUUAAGAUUGGACGUACCUCAAAAUCAUGCGGGAAAUUCUUUCGUGUCUGUUCUCCGCCGCGCGUUGCGAGUUGUUGGAUCUGCUGCCCUUGCCGAGCUCGUCUCACUUGUAGACUUGUAGAAUUGUCUCUCUCUUUCUCUCCCUUUCUGUCUCAUGCUCAGCUCAGAUGUGCCCUCUCGUGCUUUCUUGCGAUCAAAGCUUUUCAAUCGCCACCCCGCUCUCAAUGACAGUGAGCUCUUCUGCCACCACGAUGUUUUGAGGAAGCUAGCAACGAGAAUUCUCGCACGGCAGAGCGUCCAGAUCUAAGAUCAACAGCGGCCAAGAUGUUGGAACGAGCACUGUCGUUGAGGAGAAAGAUCCUUAGGGCACUCAAGGUCCAGAAUUGGUUUGGGAAAGGUAGCAAUUUGUCGCCGUCGCCGGAUGUGACCAUUCACAAGGCCAAGCCCGAAUUGGAGGAGGGCGCUGCCGAUGGGGUUCCGGCCGGGAUCCGGUACACGUCCGCGCAUUCGGAUUCAGACAUAGGCAUCGUGUGUACGCUGCGGCCCGCUUGCGAGAGGCGAGAGCUGACCCCCAACACUCCGCUGGCGAUUGUCAUCCCUCCAGCGCCAGGCAUCGCGCAAUCGCCUCUGAGGACGCCGGACUGCAGCCGCGCGGGGUCGAGCCGGUCCAGCCCCACGCAGUCUCAUGAAUUCGCUUCGGAGGUGGAAAGGUUUCAGCGCUUGCAGGUGCAGAGGAGGGCCAUCACCAGAGCUCGGUCCAUGCCCCUCUCCAUCGAGGAUCCUAUGAGAAAACUGAGAGAUUCCUACGUCCGGAUGAUGCACCAGAUGGCCCAUGACGACGCCACCCAAAACCCGCUCUCUCCUUCCAGCGCUCUUGUCAUGAACGAAUCCGGCUCGUCCCGCGUUUUCGAUUACGUGCACCGGAAGCGCACUCCUGCCGAUGAAGAAGAAGAAGAAUUCUGUCGUCUACAUGUAAUGAGAACCAAAUUUCAGAGAUCUCAGAGCUCUUUAUGACAUAUUAAGUAGAAUUUGCGACACAUUAGUCAGGACAGUUUAUCGCUGGCGGGCAUCUCUUUCGGUACUCUCAUCGACAGGCUUCGUUUUUGACCGUCCGUGGUCGGACAGACGGUUAAUUCGAAGGAUUUCGAGGGUUUUUCGAGGGCGGAGUCGAGACUGAAGCUCCAAAUGAAUGGGUUUACACGGUGCAGAGGUUUGGCUUGAUUUCUUAGUAGGUUCUGCUGUAGCAGCUUCCUUAUGAUCAUCCAUCAUCAUCGUAUCACAGCACACUGACGUACUUGUUUGUGAGCUGCCUGGUACUAGAGAAUUGAUCUGCUGACGCCUCGAGUCUGCUCCCUGAUUUGUCCUGACCUGUAGAUGUACCCUGGUAGAGGCAGACAAUGUACACUUUAUAACUUUUAUCUCUAUAGUGGGGUUUCUCGAGGCGUGUGGGACGACCUGUGAAGGAUGUGUCAUACACAUGCUCCCGUUGUGGCAUACACUGUACAAUCUGGAAUAAAGGAAAGUCUCCAACGCUGG
Marchantia polymorpha subsp. ruderalis is the source of this 1783-nucleotide messenger RNA. The record is from the annotation of a GenBank genome assembly. Lineage: Eukaryota; Viridiplantae; Streptophyta; Marchantiopsida; Marchantiales; Marchantiaceae.